Molecule: messenger RNA, 1153 nt
Organism: Oryzias melastigma (Indian medaka)
Lineage: Eukaryota; Metazoa; Chordata; Actinopteri; Beloniformes; Adrianichthyidae
Gene: rln3a
Product: relaxin 3a
Exons: 3
Coding region: 345-788 (147 amino acids)
Cellular component (GO): extracellular region
Molecular function (GO): hormone activity
Source: RefSeq, a predicted model, not a curated record
AUGCAUCUGUGGCUGCGUCGUCAUGGCAGGGAAGAGUCGGUGUCAAUCGACUUUGUGCUACACGAAAACUGCAACAUUCAAGACACGGAGGCGAAUCCUUUUCAAAACGCCAGCUAGCUCGCAGGCUAACAACGAUAUCUGUUUCUCCACAAAAAGGCCUGCAUACGCAGAGAGCGUGGCUCCAGUUGUAUGGCCCCCAAACUCUUUAUAAACCACGCCUGGGUCACCUGCAAAUGCUCACCUCAUGCAGACGAGAAGACUGAAAGGAGAGAGGUGAAUAAGGAAACCUGUUUUUUUUUUUCAUAUUUAAGAGGCACUUUGUUGUUUUAGCGGCUCCUGGUACCAUGUGGACAGCGGUGGUUUUGGCUUUGUGCCUGGUUCUGGCUGGAGCUCAACCAAUGGAGGACCCUACGUAUGGGGUGAAGCUCUGUGGGCGAGAAUUCAUCCGGGCAGUUAUCUUCACAUGUGGAGGUUCGAGAUGGAAACGUUCACUGGGGAGUUCAGAUGGUUUAGAGGAUCCAUUUGGCAUCUAUCCGGAGGAAUCUUCAGAAGGCUUAAAACAGAACUUUGUGGUGGAGAGUCUCUUCCAGAGGAACAAAGAUCUUAGCUUUGUGUCCAGAGACAACCAAGAGGGAGUGUUCAGCAGACCCACACGCUCCUUCAUCACUGACGAGAUCCUGGAGGCUCUUCGCAAAGCUGACCGCAAAGGUCGGGAUGUGGUGGUGGGUCUGUCCAACGCUUGCUGCAAAUGGGGCUGCAGCAAGAGUGAGAUCAGCUCCCUUUGCUGAUGUGGGCAUAAACAAGAUGUUCUUUUUACUCUGACACACAUCCACACAAAUAUGCAUAUUUUCUGGUGCACUUUUUCCCAUCUCAAGUUGUCAUGACUUUUUUUAUUUUACACACAUGUAAGCACUUAAGACUUUUCUUCUACUAUUUUUUUUUUAUUUAAAAUUGUUUUUAUCUUUUGUAACGGUAAAAAUGCGUCCACUCAAAAAAGUGUCUUUUUUGUCGUUACCAGCAACUAAAGAUCCUAUAUGUUAGUUUGUAGAAAUGUAACGUUCAUGUUUGAUGAAGUUUUAUGAUUUCUUUUUGUAUUUGUGUGACUUCUGAUGUUUAAAACUAUGUAACAAAAACAUAAAACUGCUUUCCUGGU